Messenger RNA from Myotis daubentonii (Daubenton's bat), 5726 nucleotides. RefSeq names its product potassium channel tetramerization domain containing 16 (gene KCTD16). Lineage: Eukaryota; Metazoa; Chordata; Mammalia; Chiroptera; Vespertilionidae. Gene Ontology annotation, cellular component: presynaptic membrane; signaling receptor complex; postsynaptic membrane. The record is from RefSeq and is a predicted model, not a curated record. Gene Ontology annotation, biological process: regulation of G protein-coupled receptor signaling pathway; protein homooligomerization. Gene Ontology annotation, molecular function: protein binding.
UGACUUUCCCAGAUGGUAAAUGAUGGAGUUGGGAUUCAGCCCCGAACUGCGCAUCCCAAAGUGCACACUUUGCACCAUGAUGCCCUAAUGCUUCCCUACAGAGACAGAUCUCUGAGUAACUGGGGACUUAACCUGCCUUGUCUACUGAACCUGGGGGAAGAUCGAAUGGAGAUGAGUUGAUUAUAUUCCAUGAAGUCAUAGCUCAUCACCAGCCAGGGUUUCAACUACUUCACCUGUGGACUAUUCUAAAUUUUGCUUUCUUGGGGGAAAAUACUGGGGUAAGAGGAGGUCGUUUCUAACAAGUUAGCAUCCUUCUUUCUCCCUCCCUUUCAAGUUGAUGUAAAGGAUAAGGCUGUGACUCCUUUUGAUUGCACCUUCAAAUUAAAAUAGGAGGAGGAGAACAAGAAAGGGACAAUGGCUCUGAGUGGAAACUGUAGUCGUUAUUAUCCUCGAGAACAAGGGGCCACAGUUCCAAACUCCUUCCCUGAAGUCAUGGAGCUGAAUGUUGGGGGUCAAGUUUAUUUCACUCGCCAUUCUACAUUAAUAAGCAUCCCUCAUUCCCUCCUGUGGAAAAUGUUUUCCCCAAAAAGAGACACAGCUAACGAUCUAGCUAAGGACUCCAAGGGAAGGUUUUUCAUUGACAGAGAUGGAUUCUUGUUCCGUUAUAUUCUGGACUAUCUCAGGGAUAGGCAGGUGGUCCUGCCUGAUCACUUUCCAGAGAGAGGAAGACUGAAAAGGGAAGCUGAAUACUUCCAGCUCCCAGACUUGGUCAAACUCCUGACCCCCGAUGAAAUCAAGCAAAGCCCGGAGGAAUUCUGCCAUAGUGACUUCGAAGAUGCCUCCCAAGGAAGUGACACGAGAAUCUGCCCCGCUUCCUCACUGCUUCCUGCUGACCGCAAGUGGGGUUUCAUUACUGUGGGUUACAGGGGGUCCUGCACCAUGGGCAGAGAGGGGCAGGCAGAUGCCAAGUUUCGGAGAGUUCCCCGGAUUUUGGUUUGUGGAAGGAUUUCCUUGGCAAAGGAGGUCUUUGGAGAAACUUUGAAUGAGAGCAGAGACCCUGACCGAGCCCCAGAAAGAUACACCUCCAGAUUUUAUCUCAAAUUCAAGCAUCUGGAAAGGGCUUUUGAUAUGUUGUCAGAGUGUGGAUUCCACAUGGUGGCCUGUAACUCCUCAGUGACAGCAUCUUUCCUCAACCAAUAUACAGAUGACAAGAUCUGGUCAAGCUACACUGAAUACGUCUUCUACCGUGAGCCUUCUAGAUGGUCAUCCUCGCAUUGUGACUGCUGCUGCAAGAACGGCAAGGGUGACAAAGAAGGGGAGAGCGGCACGUCUUGCAACGACCUCUCCACCUCCAGCUGUGACAGCCAGUCCGAGGGCAGCUCUCCCCAGGAGACGGUUAUCUGCGGGCCUGUGACACGCCAGACCAACAUCCAGACUCUGGACCGUCCCAUCAAGAAGGGCCCGGUGCAGCUGAUCCAGCAGUCGGAGAUGCGGAGGAAGAGCGACCUGCUCCGGACUCUGACUUCCAGCUCCAGGGAGUCGAACAUGAGCAGCAAAAAAAAAGCCGUUAAGGAAAAGCUCUCAAUUGAGGAGGAGCUGGAGAAAUGCAUCCAGGAUUUCCUCAAGAUCAAAAUCCCAGACCGGUUCCCCGAGAGGAAACACCCUUGGCAGUCGGAACUGUUACGGAAGUACCGUCUAUAGGGCAGGGCGGGGUGGGAGGAGAAACACACGCUGAGCAUUUUGAAAUUGACCUCCGAAAGGAAAUUCAUAGUCGCUAAGAGAAACAACAACUACACAUUUGUUAGAACACAGUGCCCAUCGAUAUACUACUGCCUCUUUACCUAAUUCACCUUAACACGCACAUCCACAGGGUAGAUUUCUUUCCAGGUGGGGAAGUAUAAGAACAUCUUUUUUUCUUAGGUGUUAGUUUGUUAACUUGGUCCCAUGUGCUGAGUAGAUGAAAUGAUAGCCAGCUCCGUGAGAGGAGCCCAGAGGCCUUGAGAGUCAUUUAUCCCAAACUGUUUUUUCUGUCAUCUUCUACCUCCCUCCUGUGAACCAGAAUAUGGUAGAAAGACAUCUGGCCCAGUGGCAUAUGUUUGAUUUUUCUUAAUUUUCCUUUUCUGUUUGUUUAUGGGGGCAGGGGGAUGGCAGAUUUAUAUGACUUUUCACUCAAAUCUAUUAUAUGCCAGUUUAUAUUGACUCCGCAUGCAUGAGGAUUUGUGGGACACAAGCACAAUGCAGCGUGUACACACACAGUGCACGUGACCCCAGGGCCUGGACAGCCAGGGGGUUGCCUGCUCCCGCAGCACUCGCUCAGACAGAGGGCCUCUGCUAUUUUCUUAAAGCCCUUCUGGGAAGAUUUCCCAGCCUCUCUUGGCAACACUUUCUAAUGUCAAAUAACCCUCAUCAUCAAGAAACUGUCUUCCCUUUUUUCAAAAUUAACACCCUCAGGCUCCAUUUUACCGCGUUGCUCUUUCUCUGCAAUCAGAGAGGGUGAGAAGAGCUAGUCAGACAUUUUUUUUACUUUAAACAAACAUUCAUAUCCACAAAAAUCACUAAUAGCCCCACACUCAGCCUUCUCCACUCUGAGCUGAGCAUUCCUUCUCUCACUGCUUUCCAAGUUCUUACUGCCCAUGUUCUAUGGUGUGGCCUUUCCACACAAUCCACAUUGAAUUCUCUGCGUUCCCACAUGGUCAUGGAAGUAAGAACACCACACACUUCACAGUUGAAUCAGGGUCCAGCUUUUUAUUUCUGAGGGAAUUUUAUUCUAAACACCUCCUAAUAAUUACUCAUAGCUUUUCACACCUACAGCGAUACAUUGUCACUUUCUGGUAGCCAGUUGUGUUUGCCUUUGGGACUUGGCUGUGUCCAUACUAGGAUUGGCUGUCAUUUCUCUCAUAUCUGAACAACCCAACUAGACAACUAGAGCUCCAGAACGGAGGUUUUGGCUUUCUAACUGUCUUUCUUGAUUACAUCCUUGACCUUUGUAGACACAGCCAAAAAGAAACUGUUACUAGCCACCCAGCCAUGUGACUCUGUAUUCUAUUACUCUACCAAUAGCUCUUUCAUAGACUUAAUCAUAAAUGCAGAUUAAUAAUCCAGGUUUUAUUUUUAGCAUUCCUCAUGCAUUUCAGUGGGAACUGAAAAAUAAUUUGUUAAUCAUUAUUUUUCUGCCAAGUACUCCUAAUUUUUUAUUGUGUGUUUGUGUGUAUCUGUAUGUAUCAUCACAGGUAAUAAAGGCAACUGGAUGGUGUCUGUAGGAGGGAACAUAAUGACCAAUUGCUUCUUUUUGAAAUAUUUCACUGAUGCAUCUUUGUAUUAUGUGAGAGGUUCUGUCUUGAUUCCUGUUAUUAGUGCCCAUUAGUAUAUGGAUAUCUUUCUGAAUUUUUGUAAUUCUUGCCUUUAUACCAGUCCGACAGACUCAGCCAAUGUUUCCUUGUUGUGAUGAUUUGAAUAGAAUUUAAAGUUUUACUUAAGUGAAAAAGAAAGUUUAUUGGUGAGUUGAGUUAUCAAGAGAAUUAUAAUUUAUGAAGUUAAUUGCUUUUCUUUUACGUAUUUAUAUAGUAGCAGACAUUCUACCUUAACUGCAACAUAGCUUUGUAAAGCCUACCAAUAUAUCUUCAUUCUUUUCAAUAUUUCUUACCACAUCAAAACACCAUCCUACUAAUAAUAGAAGAUCCUUCAAAGAAUCACAGAACUUAAUAGGUCAAGAACAAGUUGAAUUGAAUGAAGAUAACCUCAAACUUACUUAGGUCAAAUGACUCUUGUGAUCCUACUGGAAGUGCUAUCAAAGAAACGGGGCUUAAAUAAAAUGACAAAGUCCCAAUUUUCUUAAAUUUCAGAGCUGACUGUAAUGGCAUCCAGAUAGAGACACAUGAGUAAGGAUUGGAGAACUAGUAUGAUGAUAGCCAACCCACUCCUUUGACUACAUACUUUAUAUAGUAUGUUAAACACUUCAAAGAAAAUAUUCAUGGCAUUAUUUCUAUCCCUUGACCUGUCAUGAAGUUUUUUUUCUGCUUAAGUACUCUUUAUACCCCAGUGAACAAAACUAAUGGUAGGAAAUUUAUUUUAGAAAAGAACAUUUCAUCUGGGUCAGCUCUAGACUGAUGCCCACCCCAUAUAGUCCAAAUAACUGAGACAACAAUGUGUUCAUUUGCUUGACUCUUGGUAUAGAGAUGGAUGUAGACAUGGUCAGGGAAAACCUCCAAAGAGGUACCGAGUAAAUGGAAAUCUUCAGUCCCAGUUUGAGUGGAGUUAUCAGGUGAUAUCUAUGCAGCCUGCAACACUGGACAUGAGUUCUGGGUGAGUUAUAAGAUUAAAUUCUCUAGUGGCCCUGGUAGUCACUGUGAUUCAGGCCUGUUUCCUGAACUUAAAAUUGUUUUAAGAACUUUUAGCUCAAUUCUGGCCCUUGUCAUAAUCAAUAUUCAAGAAGCUUCUUGUAUAUCGCCCUUGGUUAUGACAAGGGCGAUAACUUGCUGAUAUGAAGAAACUAGUAGCAUCCAGUGGGCCAAUUGAAUCAGGAGCCCCAACUUGAGUUGUUUCCUGGGAAAUCCUGCAAUUCUAAAAUCCAGGGAAGUUGAGGAGGCCACUGCCUACAAGUAUGUGGCUCUCCUGAAGUCAGAGACACAUUCAUAAAGUAUUCUUACCCACCAUCAAAAAGGGAAUGAUCUGCAUUCAUCAGAAAAGGGGGGAAGGGAAGACAGGAAAAUGAAACUGUUAGCUCAUGAAGGCUGUUUGCUCUCCCCCUGCUCAGAAGAAAUGGUGCUGAGAUGGGCCAUAAAACAACAAAGUGAAGUGGCCUCCAGAAUGUGUAGUGAUGUUGUCCUUUGUAACUGUAGGCAUAGUUUCCUCACUGGAAACACAUGCAUGGUGAAUUAAAAUAAAAGGGGAACAGUGUACAAACCCUGUGUUCCCUUCACUCUUUAUUCCUCCACAGCUAUGUUUACCCCCAAAUGAUUCAUUGGGGGGGGGGGACAUAUUGAAUAAAGGGGAGUCGCCAUGGUGUUUUUCACUUUUCGAUUGGCCUGAUAUGAUUCUGAGGCAGCUCUGUCCAUAGGCACAGAUGUGUGUUGUUCAUUCUGGGUCCUCUUAGUUACCACUGAUUGAGCUUCUGGAUUACUUUUGCUUCUCUGGGUUUUAAAUUCCUCUCUGAUUAUCCUUUGUCUGUGCCAAGCAAACCAUGCUCCAGUGAGAAAAUCAAAGGCAUAUCUGGCAUUUUGCAAAAUUGCUUGAUGCCAGCUCCCAUAAUGGGACCCAAACUUUGAUUCUCAUACAUUUUCCUUCACUACAAUUUCAACUUUCCAACUCUGUGGUUCCUGUUUGAGUGCUGGUAUUUCUGCCAUGCUCCGGAAGAUAUCUUGCUGUGAACUCUAAGUAACCUUGGUCUUCUAGGUGACCUUUACUAGAAUUAAUAAGACUUUCUGUAAACUUUUCAGGUGGGAUUCUUAGUUACCUCCACCUAACAUAGCAAUUUUCAAAGGAAAAAUGAAGGCAGUUACUUCCUCUCCCCACCUUCCCUCCAGCACUCUGUGGCGGAUGAAUGUUUUUUUUUUUUUUUUUUCCAAUUUGCAUGCUGGGUUAUAGGUUUAGCAUGGACCAUUUCUCUCUUUAAUGUCUUGAUAUUGUUGAAUCUUGCAAUCUCGAUAGCCCACUGUUUCCAUUUAUUUAUUUUCUUUUAUAUUGUCAAAAUAACACACUAGAGGAAGAAUCAGAAUGAGCAUUUUGUG